AUGUCUUGGAGUGUCAAGAUUGCAGACCACACCCUUACGGCCACGACCGCGAUUUCAUCGAACCAAGCCAUUCCAGAUAUACAACUUGUGCAGCGUACACUGAACCAUGUUACAAUAGCACGAGCCUUGCACACCACAAGCAGCCAGACAUCCGAAGAAGUCUUCAAACCCGGAUAG
Molecule: messenger RNA, 177 nt
Organism: Parastagonospora nodorum SN15
Lineage: Eukaryota; Fungi; Ascomycota; Dothideomycetes; Pleosporales; Phaeosphaeriaceae
Exons: 2
Coding region: 1-177 (58 amino acids)
Source: RefSeq, a predicted model, not a curated record